AUGCCCCCUGACCGGCCGAUCAGUUGUUACGUCAAUCGCAUGCUUCAGCAUGUGAACGCGAUCGGCUGCUGUCGUAAUUACUCGUUCUGUGCGCCGGAUCUUAACGUCGAGCUGAUACCUCAGUGGGAGGGGGCGAACGACGAAGUGAUCACACCGCACAGCUCCUUCAGCGACGGAUGGCAGAUCGCUCUGGUCGUGUGUUUGCCGCUGACAGGCUUCCUCAUCGUCUGUAUUUUGUAUCUUUUGUUGAAGAAUCAUCUUAACUACAAAAGCAAGGCUCGAGAAGCGCAAUGCGAUCAAAAGGAUCCGUUGAUUGUUGGAGAAGUACAGGGUAUCAAGAGAAUGUUGGACGAGUUGAACGAUCCGAGUAUUGAACCUGCGUCGACUGGAUCUGGUUCAGGACUGCCAUUGUUGGUUCAGAUCACGAUCGCACGUCAGAUUCACUUGCAGAACGUGAUUGGCCGUGGCCGUUUCGGCGAGGUGUGGCUCGGUUCUUGGAAAGGUGAAAACGUGGCGGUGAAGAUCUUUUCUACCGUCGAUGAAAAAUCGUGGUUCCGAGAAGUAGAGAUCUACGAAACAACGAUGCUUAGGCACGAAAAUCUACUCGGCUUCAUUGCAGCCGAUAACAAAGACGCUGGUAUGACAACGCAACUGUGGCUGGUCACUGAGUACCACCAGAGGGGGUCAUUGUAUGAUUUCCUAAAUGUGCACACCGUCGACCUGGCGCUGCUCUGUCGCAUUUGCCGCAGCGUCGCCAACGGCCUCACUUUCCUCCAUACCGAGAUCGGCGGAACUCAUUGUAAGAUCGACAUUCACUGCUAUCAUUUGCUGGUUCUAAUGGUCCCCGCCAUCGCUCACCGUGACCUAAAAAGCAAAAAUGUGUUGAUCAAAGACGACGGUUCAUGUUGCAUAGCCGAUCUUGGACUGGCAGUUCGAUACUACUCAUCUACAGGCACGAUCGAUAUUCCGGAUAACAACAAAGUCGGCACAAAGGUAUGCAUACAAAAGGGUGUAAAAAAUUACUCUCGUCAUUUUACGGCGUUAUUCAUUGUUUUGUAAUC
Messenger RNA from Soboliphyme baturini, 1061 nucleotides. NCBI's taxonomy places the organism in Eukaryota, Metazoa, Nematoda, Enoplea, Dioctophymatida, Soboliphymatidae. The record is from the annotation of a GenBank genome assembly.